This is a messenger RNA of Prunus avium (sweet cherry), 1931 nucleotides long. RefSeq names its product NagB/RpiA/CoA transferase-like superfamily protein. Gene Ontology annotation, cellular component: eukaryotic translation initiation factor 2B complex. Gene Ontology annotation, molecular function: translation initiation factor activity; guanyl-nucleotide exchange factor activity. NCBI's taxonomy places the organism in Eukaryota, Viridiplantae, Streptophyta, Magnoliopsida, Rosales, Rosaceae. Gene Ontology annotation, biological process: translational initiation. The record is from RefSeq and is a predicted model, not a curated record.
AGCAUUCAGCCCAAACCCGUAGGCCCCACCACCAAUCCAAGUUCCAUAACGUAACCCUCUGGUCCCUCUCUUCCUCUCAACUUCUGCCUUCUGCCUUCUCUGUUCACUCUUCUCCAUUUUACAUUUCUUCAAUUCUUCAAGUUCCAUCUCCGAUUCCCAAAAUCCAUCUGCUUCUUCCUCUUGUUCGGAUCAUCUUCUUCGAUCCCAUAUUCUUCUUCUUCUAGGCCUCUGUGCCUGACAGUCACAGCCUCACUCACCCACUGACCCAGGUUAAAUUCAGUGACAAUCAUGCCAGACGUGCAUUCCCUGGUGAAUGAUUUCCUUAUCAAGCUUAAAAAACGUAAUAUUGAGGGCUCACAGGCCACAGCAAAGCUGACAGCGGAAUUACUUCGGUCCGUGAUUUCAUCGCAGCGGGUACCCUACACAAAUCAAGCUGGUGCCUUGAUAGAUGCUGUUAAAGCAGUUGGGGAGCAGCUGAUUGCUGCAAAUCCUAUUGAGCUGGCUGUGGGUAAUAUUGUGAGGCGUGUUCUGCACAUUAUUAGGGAGGAGGAUCUUUCUCUCACUACAGCUGCUAUGGCUGGGUUGAACAUGUCGACUGUUAGUGAUGAUGAAGAUGAUGGUGAGCGCGACAACCAUCCGGUUCUAUCUGCUGCUGUUGUUGCUGCUGCUGCAAGAAGCACACUGCGUCCACCAUCUUUGCAAACACUUCUUGAGGACAUGCCUGAUGCAGCAGCUGUUCCUCACACUUCUUCAUCUGGGGGUGAUUCUGAAGAAAAAACCAAAUCUGCUGAUAAAAGUUCAAGAAGUCGGAAACUGAAGCAUGAUGUCAUUGAAGCAGUCAAUGAACUUAUACAAGAUAUUGGCACUUGCCAUGAACAGAUUGCUGAGCAGGCAGUUGAGCACAUUCACCAGAAUGAGGUUAUAUUAACUUUAGGCAGUUCAAGAACAGUACUGGAAUUUCUUUGUGCUGCAAAUGAGAAAAAAAGAUCAUUUCGGGUAUUUGUUGCAGAGGGAGCUCCAAGGUAUCAGGGCCAUCUUCUAGCUAAAGAAUUGGUUGCAAGAGGUUUGCAAACCACGCUGAUCACUGAUUCAGCAGUUUUUGCCAUGAUAUCCAGAGUGAACAUGGUUAUAGUUGGCGCUCAUGCUGUCAUGGCCAACGGUGGUGUUAUAGCACCUGUUGGAUUGAAUAUGGUUGCACUUGCAGCGCAGAGGCAUGCCGUCCCUUUUGUUGUACUUGCCGGCAGUCAUAAGUUGUGCCCUUUGUAUCCCCACAAUCCUGAAGUGUUGCUGAAUGAGUUAAGAUCCCCUUCUGAGCUGCUGGAUUUUGGAGAAUUCUCCGAUUGCAUGGAUUUUGGAAGUGGCACUGCUUCCCCGCUCCUUCAUGUUGUCAAUCCUACAUUUGAUUAUGUGCCACCAAAGCUUGUCAGUUUAUUUAUCACUGAUACAGGAGGGCAUAAUCCGUCAUACAUGUACCGGCUCAUCGCAGAUUAUUAUUCUGCUGAUGAUUUAGUGGUCCAACGAAGACCUGCUAUAGGAAGUUGAAUUCAGCUCCCGCAUGUUUAUCCUAUUAUUGGGGUAGUACAGAAAGCUAUAAUGGUAAUGGAUGGAUGAAGAGAACAUCAAAAUAAACAGUAGUUUUAUGGAACCAUGAAGACCGUUAUCGUGCUAGAAGAGUCCUUGGACAAAAAUUGCAGUUCGGGGGAGUAGCAGUAUGAAUCCGGGACAGAACCAUCUACAAAGAUUAGACCCAAUUUUGUGUAUGCGGUCAUUUAGGAAACUUAGAGCUGUAUUCUACAUAAGUGAAUAGAAGGUGAUUUUUGUGAUUGUGGAAAGACAAAUAGGCAGGCAUUGUGUUGCAUGACAAGAUAUUGUUGUAUUCCAUGUAGCUGAUCUUGUUCCAAAUUGUUUCUGCCGUACCUGCUUUUGGUUAA